This is a messenger RNA of Medicago truncatula (barrel medic), 1813 nucleotides long. RefSeq lists its product as uncharacterized. NCBI's taxonomy places the organism in Eukaryota, Viridiplantae, Streptophyta, Magnoliopsida, Fabales, Fabaceae. The record is from RefSeq and is a predicted model, not a curated record. The coding region runs from base 293 to 1498 and encodes 401 amino acids. The transcript is spliced from 11 exons.
UUGUUAAAUUUAUCAAAUUAAAUAAUAUAAAAAGUAUACACUAUACACUCCACUAGCUACAUGCCAACAAUAUAUUCAUACACUCCUUAUGAUUUCACCUUAGUUUCAAUCCAUUUAUCAGGAAAAAGCUGCACACUGCACCACAAAGAAUGCAGAUAAUUGCUCAAAAAGUUAAAUAGCUUUUUAAUGUGCCUUAAAAUAAUUAGCAUGAACAAACAUAGUGUAUAUAAUUAGCUUCAUUGAUCACAUAUUUAUUUUUUAUAUAGAAAGUGGUAACUAACUCAUUCAGCUUAUGGAUUCAGCUCAUUGCUCUUGGUUCCAAGCAUUAUUUUUCUUAGCAUUAGUUUGGUUCUUUAAUUGUGGAAGUGUUGAUGGAGUUAGUACUACAGUGAAAGUGGGAAACUUUUCAAAGGUUGAAGAUGCUGUAAAUUUUCAUAUUUACUAUGGUCAGACCUUCAAAGUCAUUAAGAAUGCUGUUGAUGGCCAGAGCUACCUUCUUCUCCAGAAUAACUCAAGGAUUGCAUCAAGGACAAAAUAUUGCACUUCAAGAAUCAAAUCAUUUGUCAUACCAUUGUCAAACUUCUCCGCUGAUACAGAUUCUUUUCCUGUUUCCUUCUUAGAGCAUUUAGGCUUACUGGAGAGCUUGAAAGGCAUAACCUCAGACACUGUGACUUCUCCAUGUGUGUUGAAAUUGUAUAAAGGAGGACAGAUUGAAAAGUUGAACAAAAGUGAUUAUCAAAUGCUUGCACAAUUUUCUGCACACUUCUUUGGUGACACUGAUCAACAGCCAGCUUGCAAUUUUGCAACUUCAGUUCCUUUUUCGGAGGAUACUCCUUUGCAGAGAGCUGAAUGGAUCAAAUUCAUAGGAGCUUUUGCAAAUGUUGAAUCUAGAGCCAAUCAAGUGUAUACUACAGUUAAGGAGAACUAUUUGUGCUUGGCUGAAAUCGCAAAAUCUCGAACUUCAUUCAAGCCAACUGUAGCUUGGAUGAAAUAUAAUAGUGGUGUUUGGUCAUUUACAAAGGAAGCCUAUUAUUUGAAGUAUGUGGAAGAUGCCGGGGGGGAGAUUUUGGAUGCAAACAAAAACACUUACAAUAUCUCUGAUCCUGAUGAUUUGGAGGAAUUGCAUGCCCUCCUAUGCACUGUGGAAGUAGUCAUUGAUGAAACAUUAGCUUAUGAUCCAGUCAACUACACUAUGUCAACAUUUAUCCAAAAUCUAAAUGUUGAAGAUCGUUCUUGUUUUUCCUUUCUUACAAACACAAGCCUAUGGAGAUAUGACAAACGGAUUCAAAGUUCGUCUCUUGAUUGGUACAAUGGAGCAGUUUCCCAACCUCAGUUGGUAUUAGCAGAUCUUAUUGAAGUUUUCUUUCCAACUGGAAAUUACACCAUGACUUAUUUCAGGAACCUUUUUAAGGGAGAAACACCUAUAAAUAUUGGUCCUGAAAUGUGUGACAGGGACACAUCCUCAACAUUGGAUCCUACCAUAGUACCAUGUGGAUGAUUUAUCUUUCAAGUUCUAAAUUAGGUAGAUUGUUAUUAAAACUAUUCUUUUUUUAUAUUCUUAUUUUUGAAAUAGGAUCUACACUUCUAUUUUAUUUUUUACGAUCGAUGAGUUUCUUUAGGUUUAUUCGGUAAUCUUUAAGUGAAAAGUUUAAGUGAAAAGCCUUCAUGAUAGUUUGGAGUUCUUUUCAUAUGAUUUGCACUUGGUAGUUGACAGAACAAUAGUUUUAUUGAUAACAUAGAAACAGUUGUCAUUUUGCAACAAAUACACAACUUAUUUGUAAUGAAUUAAAUGUGUGAGUAAGAUUUUCUUGAA